Messenger RNA from Corylus avellana, 1574 nucleotides. Its product is annotated as flavonol 3-O-glucosyltransferase UGT76E12. Gene Ontology annotation, molecular function: quercetin 3-O-glucosyltransferase activity; quercetin 7-O-glucosyltransferase activity. The record is from RefSeq and is a predicted model, not a curated record. NCBI's taxonomy places the organism in Eukaryota, Viridiplantae, Streptophyta, Magnoliopsida, Fagales, Betulaceae.
GAGAAAAAGAGAGAGAGAGAGAGAGAGAGAGAGAGAUGGAAGAGCAAGGGAAGAGACGCCGACGUGUCCGGGUGGUGCUAGUCCCAUGGCCGUUCCAAGGCCACAUAAACCCAAUGCUUCAGUUGGGAAGCAUCCUCCACUCCAAUGGCUUCUCCAUCACCGUCGUUCACGCCCAAUACAACUCCCCCGACCCUUCAAGCCACCCAGAUUUCAGCUUUGUUCCCUUGCCAGAUACCUCAUCCGCCCCCGACUUUACUGGUGAGAUAGUAGCUUCUAUAGUGCAGCUUAGUACCAAUUACAAAGCUUGUUUCCAGGAGUGCUUGGCUCAAGUGAUGAGCCAACAGGGCUCGGACGAAGGAAUCGCCUGCAUCAUUCACGAUGAGCUCAUGUACUUUUCCGAAGCAGUGGCAAAUGCUCUGAAGCUUCCAAGCAUUAGUUUAACUGCCAGUAAUGCUGCCCAUUUUCUUGCUCGUUCUGCCCUUGUCCAACUAAAGGCAGAAGGCCACAUCCCCUUCCCAGAAUCUAAGUCGCAGAAUCUAGUUCCAGAGUUUUAUCCUCUCAGGUUCAAGGAUCUACCUAUUUUGGAAAAAUUAGAGAGCUAUUUGGCACUAGUAAGUAAAGCUUUUAACAAUAAAACAUCUUCGCCCAUCAUUUAUAAUACAAUUGACUUCCUUGAAAAUUCUUCAUUGGAAAAAAUCCAACAUCAAUGGCAAGUUCCAAUAUUCACAAUGGGCCCUAUGCAUAGGAUUGCCUCGACCUCCUCUAGUAGCUUAUUGGAAGAGGACACUAGUUGUUUGGCAUGGCUUGAUAAGCAAAGUUGUAAAUCAGUCAUUUAUGUAAGCUUGGGAAGCGUGGCAUUCAUGGACAUCAAAGAGCUUGCAGAGAUGGCUUGGGGGCUAGCAAACAGCCAUCAACCUUUCUUGUGGGUGGUUCGGCCAGGCUCGGUUCUUGGUGAAGAAUUGAUUGAGGUAUUGUUCAAAGAAUUUAAAGAAAACAUUGACGACAGGGGUUACAUUGUAAAAUGGGCACCUCAAAAGAAAGUUUUGGCACACGUUGCAGUGGGAGGAUUUUUGAGCCACUGUGGAUGGAAUUCAACGCUAGAGAGUAUUUGCGAAGGAAUUCCAAUGAUAUGCCGACCAUGUUUCAUGGACCAAAAAGUGAAUGCAAGAUAUAUUAGCCAGGUAUGGAGGGUAGGCCUAGAAUUAGAAGGAGAUCUAGAGAGAGGUGAGAUAAAGAGAGCUGUAAAAAAACUUAUGGUGGGCGAAGAAGGAGAGGCCAUGAGGGAAAAGGCUAAGAAAUUGAAGGAGAAUGUUGAACUUUGCAUUAAAGAAGGUGGUUCUUCUUAUAAUUCCAUGAACAGGCUAGUGGAGAUGAUCAGGUCGUUUUAAUAUGACUAUGGAGGUCCAAUAUUUUUAAUCAUUUUUGUUUUUUGUUUUUUUCUUUUUCUUUUGUUGUCCCUCGUAGUAUUGUCGUAUUGCUUUCUACUUUCUAGCAAAGACCUUUUUCUUAUUUAUUAGUUGGAGAGGCACGUGCUUGAUUCUAUGUAUUUCUAUGUUUGAUAAUAAUAUAUGUAA